Moneuplotes crassus is the source of this 776-nucleotide messenger RNA. NCBI's taxonomy places the organism in Eukaryota, Ciliophora, Spirotrichea, Euplotida, Euplotidae. The record is from the annotation of a GenBank genome assembly.
AUUGGCUAAUGGGAUCAAUGUGAGAAACUUCCCAAAUACAGAUAAGUGAUGAUGAUCUGGUUGAUGUUAUGGAGAAAUAUGAGGUAAGAAACGCUGCUAAGAAGAAGUCUCAUGGCAUUAAGCUUGACCUAGAUGUUGAGAAUAAGAAUCAUAAAGACUUUAUGGAGUACUUAAUAUAAGAACGAAUUCGCAACUUCCUGAACUUAAUUUCUUGUCGAUUUCAACACCAGAUGAAGGAUCUCUGGCUCAGAAUUUCUUACAGACUUGUGUACACCUUCCUAUCACAGAAUUUGAGUUACGGAACACCAGUGGGAGCUUAGGGACUAACUUCUCGUCAUUUAGGGAGAUUUUGAAAAGAAUAUUACCCAUAGUCAGCAAGCGAAUAUUCUUAAACAAUUUUGCAUUCAGUAAGGAAAAGAAUGAUCUCAAAGAAAUCAUUCUUAGUUCUAAAAAUACUAAAACUCUUGAAUUUUACAGAUGAAGGCUUAACUAUACUAACCUUGACUUUGGAAAGGUUAAAUUUAAGAUCAAAAAGCUUGGCCUAAGGCUCUGAGGCCAUCGAAGGAUUGAAGACUGGAGUAUCAAAACCGGAACUGAGGAGUACACCAUGCCACAUGCAAUGGUGUAUGGUAUCUCACAGUCUUCGAUGCUUAAAAGUCUUCAACAGAUUGAUCUCAGAGAUAAUGGAAUGAGCUCCUAUGCUGAAGUAGAGCUCAAGUCCAUUCCUAAAAUGGAAAAUAUGAAGUUUAUUAUUUUCUAGAAAUUUUAGUUAAAAA